CCACAGGAGGUCAAAAACUAUUUCCAAAAAGAAAUCUCCCAGCUUCCUCGGGUGACAGAGGGACACAAACUUCAAUCUUUCUUUUUCAUUUGGAAGUAAGCAAGUUCAGAUUUUACCCAGAAAGCUUUGCAAAUGGACCAAGGUGGAAAUAUGUCUCUGUGGUGUGAGGAGGAUGAUCAGAACCAGACUGAGGCACGGAACCAGCUCCAAAUCAGGGGUUCGGCUCAGCUGCGGGCCGCCUGGGACCCCAUCGUGUCGGGGCACCGUGUGAUCCAGAGGCUGCUGCAUGUAGAGGAGAGGUACAUGCCCUCCAUGCUUUACAUCAGCAUCAUCCAGAGGGACCCAGAGCGCCGGGAGGAGCUCGCUAAAUGGGCCCUGGAGGUGUGCUGUGAGUGCAGCUGUGACGAGGCCGUCUUCCCCCUGUCUGUCUCUCUGCUGGACAGGUUCCUGUCUAACUCUCUCUCCAUACCCGUCUCGCCCUACUGCCUUGCUGCCGGCUGCAUCCUCAUCUCCUCCAAACUCACAGAGUGUGACAAUGUGACCGCCGACACGCUCUGUGCUGCGGCUGAAUACAGCUUCCAGGCCUCAAACCUGCUGGAAAUGGAGCGUGUCAUCCUCGCCACCCUCCGCUGGGACACGGCAGCAGUGACACCUCAGGACUUCCUCCCACAUUUCCUCAUCUCACUGAAGGAAAUGAGUGGAGUAGGAGACGGCAGUGAGUCUGAGGGGGAGCUGCUCGCCACACUGCGGCGGCACAGCGACACCCUGGCUGCUAUGUGUGCCUGUGACUCUCGCUUUAUGGGAGCCCCUCCAUCACUUGUUGCUGCAGCCUCACUGAACAGUGCCCUGCGAGGUCUGGGCAACAAAAGCCACGCUCAGCUGGCUGCUAUGGGUGAAGCACUUGCAGAGCUCUGUCAGACUGACCUGGCAGUGCUGCAGUGCUACAGUGAGAUGAUCGAGUAUGCUCUCAGACAGCGGCUGAGGAGUGGGCUUCAGCAGGGCCCGAUGGAGAAAGAUGAAGAGGUGGAGACCGAAAGGCCUGGGACGCCCACUGACAUGAGAGAAAUUGAUUUCUAAACGCUCAACCAACUAUUGCAUUGAGAGUGGGAAUCAAUCAAAAAACUCUCAAGUUCAUCAGUCAAACUGAUAUAAAAUCUAUUAUGACCUCAAAAUGCUCUGACAUGUUUUUAUAUUAUUGAAAUGAGUGAUGUUAAUUUAUCAUUUUUAUUUAUUCAUGAUGAACUUUUGCAUCUAUGUGUUUUCCACGUGCCAUAUUUUAUCUAUUUCUAUUAAUUUUAUUAUAGGCCUAGAUGUUUUUGAUGCAUAAUAUUUAUACUUUUAAUUUAUGAUCCCGCACAAUUGUUGACCAUUAACAUGUUAAUUUAUUUCAUUUUGCCAUGUCUUUGUGUUUCUUUAUUGAUAUGAUACACAACAAAUAUAUUUUU
Molecule: messenger RNA, 1445 nt
Organism: Labrus mixtus (cuckoo wrasse)
Lineage: Eukaryota; Metazoa; Chordata; Actinopteri; Labriformes; Labridae
Gene: ccndx
Product: cyclin Dx
Exons: 4
Coding region: 133-1077 (314 amino acids)
Biological process (GO): mitotic cell cycle phase transition; regulation of cyclin-dependent protein serine/threonine kinase activity; positive regulation of G1/S transition of mitotic cell cycle
Cellular component (GO): cyclin-dependent protein kinase holoenzyme complex; cytoplasm; nucleus
Molecular function (GO): cyclin-dependent protein serine/threonine kinase regulator activity
Source: RefSeq, a predicted model, not a curated record